Messenger RNA from Terrapene triunguis (Three-toed box turtle), 3958 nucleotides. RefSeq names its product copine 8 (gene CPNE8). Lineage: Eukaryota; Metazoa; Chordata; Testudines; Emydidae. The record is from RefSeq and is a predicted model, not a curated record. Gene Ontology annotation, biological process: cellular response to calcium ion. Gene Ontology annotation, molecular function: calcium-dependent phospholipid binding. Gene Ontology annotation, cellular component: plasma membrane. The coding region runs from base 188 to 2047 and encodes 619 amino acids. The transcript is spliced from 21 exons.
UCACGCGCGGGUUUUGCCCGUGGUGACGUCACCGGUCGCGCUCUAGUCUCGCUCAGUCGGCGUUUCCCGACCGCGUGCAGCAGUUUGAGCUCAGCCCAGCGGUUCCACCCAGUCAGUUAGUGGCCAGCAGUAGUAGCGGCGGUAGUGAGCUCCCGUUAGCGACGCCUCUUACGCCCCGCCCUGCCCCAUGUUCGGACCUGAUAAGCAGUCGGGGCAGCCGAAGCUGGACUGCGGUGGCAGGUUCGGGAAUAUGGCGUCUGUGGGGGAAUUUAACUCGUUCAGCGCUAGCAUCCCGGCCACCAAGGUGGAGCUGUCUGUGUCCUGCAGAAACCUUUUGGACAGAGACACAUUUUCAAAAUCUGAUCCAAUAUGUGUUUUGUAUACACAAGGUAUUGGAAGCAAAGAAUGGAGAGAGUUUGGAAGAACAGAAGUAAUUGACAAUACUUUAAAUCCAGAUUUUGUAAGAAAAUUCAUCAUGGACUACUUUUUUGAAGAAAGAGAGAACCUGCGGUUUGAUUUGUAUGAUGUUGAUUCAAAGAGUCCCAACCUAUCAAAGCAUGAUUUUUUGGGACAAGUGUUUUGUACACUAGGAGAGAUAGUUGGAUCACAGGGAAGCAGACUGGAAAAGGCAAUUGCAGGAAUUCCAGGGAAGAAAUGUGGAACAAUCAUAGUGACAGCAGAGGAGCUGAACUGUUGCAGGGAUUCUGUACUUAUGCAGUUUUGUGCAAACAAGUUAGACAAGAAGGACUUCUUUGGGAAAUCUGACCCUUUCCUAGUAUUUCAUCGAAGCAAUGAAGAUGGCAGUUUUACAAUCUGUCACAAGACAGAAGUUGUAAAAAAUACAUUAAAUCCAGUGUGGCAGGCAUUCAAGAUCUCUGUCAGAGCACUGUGUAAUGGAGACUAUGACAGAACGAUUAAAAUAGAGGUGUAUGAUUGGGAUAGAGAUGGAAGCCAUGAUUUCAUUGGAGAAUUCACAACAAGUUAUAGGGAAUUGUCUAGAGGGCAAUCACAGUUCAAUGUAUAUGAGGUAAUAAAUCCAAAGAAAAAAGGAAAAAAGAAAAAGUAUAUCAAUUCUGGAACAGUAACAUUGCUUUCCUUCCUAAUUGAAACAGAAGUUUCAUUCCUCGACUAUAUUAAAGGCGGAACCCAAAUCAAUUUCACAGUGGCUAUUGAUUUCACAGCAUCAAAUGAGUGGAUGGAAAGGAAAUACUUUGUACCCUCCAAGGGGUACAAAUACCUUUUCACCCACCCUCAACCAGGUACGCUUGUCGUGGAUGCAGACAAAUGCCAAGGAAAGGCAAGGGCAGCAAGGUCCUACGCCAAAAUCCAAAGAGGCAAGGAAGUUGGACUUUUUAGGCUAAGAUUUCUUCAAUUUGUUGUAAACCAUCUCCACUAUCAGUUCAAGGUCCUCCGCUUCAGCCUUUCGGCGGCCCCUCAGGUGUUCACCAAGUGCAUGGCGGUCGUGGUGACCUACCUACGGAAGCAGCAGGUGCAGAAUGGAAACCCUCAAAAUCCCUAUUGCAAUGGAAUUGAUGGUGUAAUGGAGGCAUAUUAUAGAAGUUUAAAAUCUGUACAGCUUUAUGGACCAACAAACUUUGCUCCAGUAAUUAAUCAUGUCGCAAGAUAUGCUUCCUCGGUAAAAGAUGGCUCCCAGUAUUUUAUUCUUCUCAUUAUUACAGAUGGGGUUAUUUCAGACAUGGCUCAAACAAAGGAAUCAAUAGUUAACGCAUCAAAGCUUCCAAUGUCAAUAAUUAUAGUAGGAGUUGGACCAGCAGAGUUUGAUGCUAUGGAAGAAUUGGAUGGUGAUGUAGUCAGAGUCUCCUCAAGAGGAAAAUAUGCAGAAAGGGAUAUUGUACAGUUUGUGCCAUUCCGGGAUUACAUUGACAGAAGUGGAAACCAUAUAUUGAGCAUGGCCAGACUUGCUAAAGAUGUCUUAGCUGAGAUCCCAGACCAGUUUCUCUCUUACAUGAGGGUCAGAGGAAUCAAGCCAUCACCUGCACCACCUCCAUACACACCCCCUCUUCAUGUGUUACAGACUCAGAUAUGACUACUCCAAAAUGGUUAACACUUGCCACAAACCACGUAGAGCUACUGAGUCAGUGCUUCACUAUUGGUGCACUUUAAAGAACCAGUGAAUCGAGACUGUUGUCUGUCUGGAUGAAGUAGUAGCUUGUGAUAGGUUUUUGGAUCAAAACAAAUUCUCUUCAUAUACCAAAAUUCUCAAUAUGGUUGCAUGAGCAACUGAAAAGCUUUUAAACGCUAUUCUCUUCAAGUCUUAUUUUUUUCUGACUGAAAAAGCUACUUUUUCAUUUAUUUGUUGGGGGAAAGCACAAGUCACAGUUUCAACUCAGAAGAUAUUGUUCUCCCUGACUACUGUGUGUAUAUAAAUAUAUAGGAAUGCAAUUCCUCUGUAUCAAUGUUUACAUGUUACUACUUUUUAAAUUUCAAUACUUUUAUAAAUAUUCUUAAGAAUAAGAGUUUGGAAUAUUGAAUCAUGUGUCUUCUAACUUGCAAUAGUUAUAGCCACAGGAGAAGCAAUAUCUCUUUGAAUGAUUGUCCAGACAAAUAAAAGCGCAAAACUAAAGAAAAAGAGGACAAAUACAUUCAUAUUUCUCAAUAACUGAAUUGCUUCACGUAAGUGCUUAGUAGUCAAUUCAUCUGUCAAAAUUUAAAACAGUAUUUGAGAAUAAAAUCUGGAGAUGUGAAUACUGUAACUGUAUUUGACUUACUAAUAAAGCUAAGCCUCAGGAAGGGGGUUAUGUAUUUUUCAGAGAUACUCCAAUUUCUAAAUUUAUGUAAGUUUACAUUUUUUAAAAUAGGUUUUGCUGGCUGACUAGAACUUGCAUACUAAAUGUAAUUAAAGAAGAAUUACCUCAAGUCCCAUAGCUGACUUACUUAACUUAGUAGAAUCAUCUCAUAUUUUGCUUAAUAACAUUAGCACUUUUGCAUCUUAAAACUAUUUUCAAGUGAUUACAACGGACUUUUUAUAAUGAACCGUUUUAACGCCCAUUUAAAAUGUAAAGUUGUCACCUAUUGUCUAGAUUGCCCAUUCAAAGCGAUGCUGACUCUUAAUAUUUGGAUUCAAUUGUUGUCAUCUAAUCACAUUGCUAUUCGAAGUGCACAGAUGCUAAUAUUUCAUGAAUUAACUGAUUUUAAAAUUGCACAGCCAUAUUGCUUUGUGCACAAUAGUUUUGUGUAUUUAACGACCCAACAUUUUACUAUAUGCCUGUUCGUAUCUAAUUAUAAAAUGUUUUGCAUGUACAGUUUUUACAUGAAAUUCACAGUAUUGUGAGUAUGUGUCAAAGAUACAUUAUAUUUAGAAUUAAUGGCCUUAAAUCUCACAAAAUUCCUGGAAAUGAUUGUGAAUUGCCUUCAAAUUCUGUUAAGACUGAAAAAUGUUUUAUUUUUUGUGUCAUCAUUGUAACUACCUUGUAAUGUGACUGUUUUCUUUACAUAUAACUGGUGUAUUACUUUGUUUCUUACUUCUAUAUGUUGUACUAUACAGUAUCAAGGUAAGGCACAUUUUUUAAGCAUGAAAAGAGAUUUUUUUGCAGAAAAACAUAUUUGCAGUAUCAAUGACCUAUAACUAUGUAAGUGCAGAAUCUUCCAUUUUGAAAUAUAUUAAAACUUAAAAUUAAUAUCUCACAUUGUAUAUUACUUUUUUCAGAUAACUAUUCUGUUAUAACAAGGACUUUUUUGUAAGAACAAAUAUUAUUUUAACUUUAUUUCAAACCAGUUUUUACAUAAGAAUGAAGUUAAUUUUUUUCACAAAAAUGUGUGAUUUUUAGUGGGCUUGUGUUGCGUGAAUGAAAUUUAAUAUCUGGCAACUACUGCUAUUAAGGAGAGAACGUCAUAAAAACUAUGUAUCAAUCUACAUUGUUAUUUUCCCUUCUAUGCUCUAAAUUAAUUUUAAACAUGCCAUAAUUUCUUUAUAGGAUGUUUUUAAACAUUGUAUCAA